UUUCAGUCCCGACAAAUCUCAGCACCCACUCGCACUGUCGCACACCUCGCCCUUUGCCCUCGCACCAACUCUCUCUCUCUCUCUCUCUCUCUCUCUCUCUCUCUCUCUCUCCAACCUUCUCUGUUUUGACUCCAUUUGAAACUCUAUACUGUCACAGUAAUUUUAUUUAUUUUUAAAAUUUUCUCUUUCUCUUUCUUUUUAAUUUUUUUCUUGUAUUAUAAAGUCAAAUUUCCGUGUUUGGGAUCAUCGCGAUGUGGAAAAGGAGGUUGAGAAUUAAAUGUACUUUAUGGAAGUAAUAGGAAUUCAAAUCAGGAAUUCUCCCUUACGCGGAUUUCAAUUCUAGCGAUGAGCGAUCAAAUCACUUAGGUUUACGCUGAUCUCGCAGGAAGCAAAGACUCUUCAUCUGAGCUUCCACUUCUGCGAGAUUGAAUUCUUCUAUUUUUUUUCUUUUUGGUUUCGGUUUGUCUUCUUGAAUUCGAUUUAGGAGUGUGUGAUUUUGAGGGAACAAAAAUGUCGAAGGUGAUAUACGAAGGGUGGAUGGUGAGAUAUGGGAGGAGGAAAAUCGGCCGAUCGUUCAUUCACAUGAGGUAUUUCGUGCUGGAGUCAAGACUUCUUGCUUACUACAAGAAGAAACCGCAAGAUAAUCAGGUUCCAAUCAAGACCAUGUUGAUUGAUGGAAAUUGUAGGGUGGAGGAUCGAGGCUUGAAGACUCACCAUGGACAUAUGGUUUAUGUUUUAUCUGUUUACAACAAGAAAGAAAAGUCUCAUAGAAUCACGAUGGCAGCAUUUAACAUCCAGGAAGCAUUAGGUUGGAAGGAAAAAAUUGAGUUUGUAAUUGAUCAGCAUCAGGACUCCCAAGUUGCAAAUGGUAACAAGUAUGUUUCAUUUGAAUAUAAAUCUGGAAUGGAUAAUGGCAGAACUGCUUCCUCGUCAGACCAUGAAAGUCAGUUCAGUGCACGGGAGGAUGAAGAUGAAGCUAAACCCAAUUUGUUACGGAGAACAACCAUUGGAAAUGGUCUUCCUGAUUCAGUAUUUGACUGGACACGAGAAUCUGAUUCAAAAUUAUCAAGUCAGAAUGCCAAUAAUCAAGCUUUUUCUAGGAAGCAUUGGCGUCUCCUACAGUGCCAAAAUGGACUCCGCAUUUUUGAAGAACUUAUUGAAGUUGAUUACCUUCCAAGGAGCUGUAGCAGGGCAAUGAAGGCCGUGGGUGUUGUGGAGGCUUCCUGUGAAGAAAUAUUUGAGCUUGUAAUGAGCAUGGAUGGAACACGGUUUGAGUGGGACUGCAGUUUCCAUUAUGGUAGUUUAGUUGAGGAGGUAGAUGGGCAUACAGCAAUAAUAUAUCAUAGACUUCAGCUUGACUGGUUUUCAAUGUUUGUGUGGCCUCGUGACCUUUGCUAUGUACGCUAUUGGCGGCGAAAUGAUGAUGGCAGUUAUGUUGUGCUAUUUCGUUCUAGAGAACAUGAGAACUGUGGUCCACAACCAGGUUAUGUGCGGGCUCAUGUUGAGAGUGGAGGAUUCAACAUUUCUCCACUAAAACCUCGAAAUGGAAGACCAAGAACGCAGGUCCAGCAUCUAAUGCAGAUUGAUCUGAAAGGAUGGGGUGUGGGUUAUAUUUCAUCAUUUCAACAACAUUGCCUUCUUCAGAUGUUAAAUAGUGUUUCUGGAUUGCGUGAAUGGUUUGCACAAACCGAUGAAAGAGGUGCUCCUCCUAGAAUCCCAGUUAUGGUCAACAUGGCCUCUUCUUCUGUUUCUUCAAAGAAAAAUCAAAAGCAGCAAGAGUUCUCUGUUCAUCCAGUGUCUUCUCUUGAUCAAAUAAACACCACAAGCAGAAACUCCACCGCUAUCAUGGAUGAAUACUCUGAUGAGGAGGAUGAAUUCCAGAUUGCUGAGGAAGAACAAGAAACAUAUCAACCUAAGCAUGAGACUGAUGUGAAGAGAGGAGCCUUGGAAGAAGAACCAGUAGAAAAAAUUGAUUUAACCUGUUUCUCGGGUAAUUUACGUCAUGAUGAGCGUGAUAAUGCCCGUGACUGCUGGCGAAUAUCUGAUGGGAACAACUUCCGAGUUCGUAGCAAGCGUUUUUGCUAUGACAAAACAAAGAUCCCUGCUGGAAAACAUUUAAUGGAUCUUGUUGCUGUUGAUUGGUUCAAAGACACGAAAAGAAUGGACCAUGUUGCUAGGCGUCAAGGUUGUGCAGCAAAAGUUGCUUCGGAGAAUGGGCUUUUCUCUCUGAUUUUUAAUCUGCAAGUACCUGGUUCAACACAUUAUAGUAUGGUAUUUUACUUUGUGACGAAGGAAUUAAUACCUGGUUCUCUCUUGCAACGUUUUGUUGAUGGUGAUGAUGAAUUCCGCAAUAGUAGGCUUAAACUUAUUCCAUCAGUUCCCAAGGGCUCAUGGAUUGUGCGCCAGAGUGUUGGAAGCACUCCUUGUUUAUUGGGAAAAGCAGUUGAUUGCAACUAUAUCCGUGGUCCCACAUAUUUGGAAGUUGACGUUGAUAUUGGUUCUUCAACUGUUGCUAAUGGUGUUUUGGGAAUUGUAAUUGGUGUAAUUACGACAUUGGUGGUUGAUAUGGCAUUCCUUGUACAGGCAAAUACUACAGAUGAAUUGCCAGAGAGGUUGAUCGGUGCAGUUCGUGUUUCUCACAUAGAGCUCUCAUCAGCUAUAGUUCCAAAACUGGAUCAAGAUCCAUCAUGACUGAUACAAAACUAUUCAUCUCUACUGAUUUUCACACAGCAUUUGUUUAGUGGUGAAUGCAUUUCAUUCUCAAUUUCAUUGCUUUGUAUCAUUUGUGGAAUGGUUUCUUAAUGAAAUUUUGCAUAAAAAAUUAGUUCAAGGAAAUUUGUGGUUCUUUUCUGUAGCCAUUCCAUGUGUUACUUUUAGCAUUGAAAUAAAAGCCUAGUCCUUGUUAUA
Manihot esculenta (cassava) is the source of this 2907-nucleotide messenger RNA. RefSeq names its product protein ENHANCED DISEASE RESISTANCE 2. NCBI's taxonomy places the organism in Eukaryota, Viridiplantae, Streptophyta, Magnoliopsida, Malpighiales, Euphorbiaceae. Gene Ontology annotation, molecular function: lipid binding. The coding region runs from base 511 to 2691 and encodes 726 amino acids. The record is from RefSeq and is a predicted model, not a curated record. The transcript is spliced from 22 exons.